Molecule: messenger RNA, 1076 nt
Organism: Schistocerca cancellata (South American locust)
Lineage: Eukaryota; Metazoa; Arthropoda; Insecta; Orthoptera; Acrididae
Exons: 2
Coding region: 122-649 (175 amino acids)
Source: RefSeq, a predicted model, not a curated record
AUCGCUGGUGUUGGGUGGGGGUUAUGAGGAACAACAAAAUUAUCCGUUCAUUGUGGUAGGGAUUGCUUUAGUGUUGCAAUAAGUGAUUUAUUUUGUGAACAGGUUUGAGUCACAAGAGAAAAUGGAUGAAACAGACUACGAAUCAUCAGUAUCUUCUUACGAUGAGGAAGAUGAGCGUCUGCGACCUUUACCUUCGUUGGUUCAGACGGUUCCACGUCCUGUGAUAGACGUCGACACCAGAAUUACAGAUAACACAGUACCCACAAGCUCGAGGUCAUAUUCCCAUGUGACCUCUGACAUUUUCAGUGAGAGGACAGCAUCCAGUUCAUCACCAAAUCAGCACACUGCUUCAAAGGCUACAGCAGAGAAGAGUCCUGAAAUAAGCUCUACAUCCUUACAGGAUCUUCUUUCAGCACAGAAUGUUAGUGCAGUUGACAUUGAUCCAGCAGUAAUUAUGUAUUCAAAACCAUUUAUGAAGGAUGCGUCAUGUCAGACGAUUGUGACAGGAGACAUCUUGUCUUUGAAUUUCUUUCAAGGAGAUGGUUGCUUGAUGGGUAGAGAAUGGACAUCAUUUAGUGAUGUAUUAUCUGUUCUUAUGAGAAAUGGAAAUUCCGAUUUGUAUAUUGGACAGUUGUUUAAUCAAAGAUAAAAAUAUUUCUCAGCUUUCACUUUAACCCAAUUAUGAAUGGAGUAUUUCUGUGGUAGUCGGGACAUGUUGUGACACGUUGAAGAUUCCUAUAUUUUAUUGGAUAUUUAAUUUUAAAAUUUGAAUGAUACCAGAAGUCAUAUUCCUGUUACGUGACUGCCUGUUUGCUAAGGCUGUCAUUAUGGCUGUGAUUUCUUGAAUACAAAGUUUUCCUACUAUACUUUUUUACUGUUUAUUGUACUGAAAUGAUUAAAAGUGUAUAAUGCUUUUGUAAGAGGAUUGGGGACACAAGCAUUUUCAGUACAUCUGCAUUUUCACAAAGUUGUUGUAAUUUAGUAGUGUGGUGCAGCAUACCAUGACCUGUAAGAGAGGAGAUUGUAUCUAAUAUUUUUCUACUUAAAUGAUUCACAAUAAACUGUUAACAAGCAUA